Messenger RNA from Anolis carolinensis (green anole), 11210 nucleotides. RefSeq lists its product as uncharacterized. Gene Ontology annotation, molecular function: protein binding. The transcript is spliced from 13 exons. The record is from RefSeq and is a predicted model, not a curated record. Gene Ontology annotation, biological process: regulation of DNA-templated transcription. Lineage: Eukaryota; Metazoa; Chordata; Lepidosauria; Squamata; Anolidae. The coding region runs from base 453 to 7877 and encodes 2474 amino acids.
UGUAGUGAGUAGUCAGUUUAUAGUAAGUCAAUGUUCAGUACUGUAUUAGACUGAAGAGAGUGUUAGUUAACAUGAAACCAGUAGGCAAUAUAUUUUAUGGGAGAGUAGAUGUUCUUUUUGGGCAACUGAAAUAACACCUCUGAAGAUCUAUAUAUUUUAUGUAUUGGCAUAUCUUUGUUCCUAACAGUUCAAAGAGAAAACCAGGGAUAUCGGUCUAACAGCUGAGAAACCUGAAUUGCCUCGCAUGAAUACGAGUAGAUAUUUACCACUAAGGAGAAGAUUGACUCAAGCAACUUUUUAACUCUUCACAGGAAGGUCAUGCCUUUCCAAAAGCUACCUGGUUCCAAAGGAGACACUGCACUGAGCACCAAACAACAAGAGACGAUUGUCCACACAUUUAGGCUCUAGACAACGACCACAGUCUGCCUCCUGUCGUAGAAGUAGACUCCAAAAUGGCUGCUGAGCCAGGUGGGCCACUCACUUGGGUUCUCACGUUCCCUUCGCCAGUGGAACCCGGGGCCCAGUUGAGUGUUGGAAUGGAGGAGAAUUCAUCUCCUGUCAGUGGCAUUCAGGAAAUCGUAAAGCGCUCACGGUCUCGGAAAGAUCGGAAGGGUCUCAGUAAAACUGGUGUGGCACCCCAGUGUUGGGAGGUUCGCCAACAAAUGCUUCUGCCCACACCAGAGAAUGAGGAGACUGGCAAUAAAACAUCUGGAGAGAUCCUGGAGGAUGAUAUUGAGACUUGUGUGGUCUCUUUUGAAGAUAGAGGCUCCAAAGAAGAAAGAGGGACUAAAACAGAGGUGAUUGUUGGGCCCAAUUGUGUAAUUACUAUUGAAGAAGAAGAGGUUGGCCUUGGAGAACGGGAUUCACGAAAACCCGACUCUGUGUCAAAAGAUGACAUUGAAGCCUGUGUGGUAUGUCCUCAAGAAGUCAGUGGCACCAAGAAAAAAGAAAUUCCAUCUAUGGUCAUAGAUGGAGGUAGCAUUGAGGACUUUGUGGAGUCCCUUGAGGACACUGGCCUCCCAAGAAUAGACAAGGCCACUCAGACUGAUGUUAUGGAAGAAGCCAUCUCUAAGGUCUGUAAGGUUUCCAACCAGAAAGCAAUUCACUUAAAAGAAGAGUUGAAAGGACUUGAGAAGAAUAACCAGAUUGGUGUGUCUUCUCCAGAAAAGUCAACAGACUUUAAGGGAGAAGAAAAAGAGACACAAGGGUCUUGUAAGUAUCCGGAAGUUGGAGAUAAAGGAGGUGAUGAGAAAACUGAGCCGGCCAUCUUUGAAGAAGGUGGAAUUGUCAUGGAGACGGCGCGCCAGGGCUUCCGGUGGUUCCGCUACCCAGAAGCCGAGGGUCCACGAAACACUUACGAGCAAUUGCGGGCACUUUGCCACCUUUGGUUGAAGCCAGAGAGCCGUACCAAGGAACAGAUUUUGGAGCUGCUGGUUCUGGAGCAAUUUUUGGCCAUUUUGCCUCAAGAGAUACAGACUUGGGUCUGGCAGCAGCAUCCGGAGACUUGUGCUCAAGCCGUUGACCUGGUAGAAAACUUCAUGACAGGUCUUUCUCUGCUUAAGAGACAUGGGGAAAAGGCACUGGUGACUUUUGAAGAGGUGGCUAUGUCUUUCACUGAGGAAGAGUGGAGACUCCUCAGCAAAGCCCAGAGGAAGACCUACCAGGAGGUCAUGCUUGAGAAUUACGAGAAUGUCAAGUCACUAGGUUUUCCAGUUCUCAAGCCAGACCUGAUUGUCAAAAUGGAGAGCGGCAGGGAUCAGGACCUGUAUUUACAAGAACCCAAGAAUUUUCCAGAAGGGACACCCUUGGGAGUCAUAGGAGAUGCUGUGCUCUCGAGUGAGUCCAAAUGUGAGGAGGUGGCAACCUGGAAGGAAGAGGAAUCUACUGACAGAUUGGCCUCUAUAGUGGGACCCCCAAGCCCGCUCAAAGGCUGGGAGGCCACGGUCCAAAGUAGCCCUCCCAGCAAGCAGGAGACCAAAACCCGCUGGCUUCGAGCUGGGCCACGCUUUGCCUGUCCUGACUGUGACAAGACCUUCCCCUGGCAAUCAGCCUUGACUCGGCAUCAGCUCUCACACUCCGGGGAGAAACCUUACCCCUGCCCAGAAUGCCCCAAGAGGUUUGAUCGGCACUCCAGUUUGGUCCGGCAUCAGCAAGUCCAUACUGGGGAGGCCUCUCGCAAGUGCCUGGAAUGUGGGAAGAUAUUCUGCGACCGCUACAAACUGGCCCGCCACCAGAAGAUCCACGCCAAGAAGCAGCCUUACCGUUGCGAGAUCUGUGGCCGUGGCUUCUGCCUCAGCUCCAGCCUGCAGCAGCACCGGAGGGUGCAUUCGGGUGAGCGCCCCCAUGAGUGCCCCGAAUGCGGACGGUUCUUCAGUCGCCGCUCCAACCUCAACCAGCACCUCCGGGUUCACCAACAUCAAAAAGAGAGAAGGCAGGACACAGGGCUCCAUUCGGGUGACUCUGAGUUUGGGCCAGGCUCUGAUCUGUGUGAAGAAGAGUGGGAAUACGAGUGGAUUGCAGACACUCAGGAAGGGGAACUGGUGCCUGAGUUCCCCAUGGAAAGUGGCAAGGAAGAGAUGGCUGAGCCACCUUUGGAAAAUGGCAAGCCAAUUUCAGAGCACCAUGCCCUGAAUCAGGAAGACAAGGAGAUCCUGGAGCUCUGUGUUGGGGAUUAUGAGCACAGGUGGACUAAGGAAAUCCAUGAGCAUGGUGAUAUCAUGGCACUCCAUGCUCGGAACCAUGAACACCAAGACAAUCUGGAUCUCAGUGCUGGGAAUCCUGAGAAUGAAGAGAUAGUGGAGUUUCAUAUUGGGGAUGGUGAUGAACAGGGCUGGAAUGAGAAGUUGGACGCUAAGGAUGAUAGCUGCUUCUUGGUUAGCGACAGAGGACUGCUCCACUCCGACAGUCAGGAGAGUUGCCCCAGUCCAAGUCCCUCAUCUGAUCAAACACUUGUGCCAGGAACUGAGAUCCCACAGAGCUCAGAUUGCCAACGAACAUUUCCCCACAUCUCCAGCCUCAACCAACUCCAGCUAAUCCAUGCGACUGAGCGCCUCUAUUCGUGCAAGGAGUGCUCCUGCUCUUUCCCCCAGUCAAGCCUGCUCUUUCAGCACCAGCUCACCCAUGCCCCUGGAAGGCGCCACCCGUGCCCUGACUGCCCCCAAAGUUUCACCCAACGCUCCAAAUUACUGCACCAUCAGCGCAUCCACACAAGGGAGCGGUCUUUCCAAUGCAUUGACUGUGGAAAAAGCUUCAGGGACAGUUCAGUUCUCCUCCGACACCAGCGCAUGUACCACAAUCCCCUGUCUUCGGGAUAUGCGCCUGUGGCAGAACAGAGUUCUUUCCUCCACCCAAAGUUCUCGAAGACCUUCGAGCGGGCCCCUAUGGCUUCAGGUACACUGUUUGAAGAUCUGGUUCCAGAUUUCUCCUGCCCAAUUUGCCUGCAAUGGUUCUUGGAGCCAGUUGCCCUCCCUUGUGGGCACCUCUACUGCCAGGCCUGCAUUGAGACUGCUUGGGGAGCCCAUAGCAGCAAACACGUCUGCCCCCAAUGUCGGGAGGAGUUUCUGGAGAAGAGAUACACCCCUUGCAAGCUCUUGGAGACUUUGAUCCACCGAAUCAGGAGAAUGAAUCCCAAGGAGACUGAGGAAGGCCGACGCAGCAGUGCUAAUGGCAGGGAAUGUGCACUGGAGCAGAAUCAUGCCAGGCUCCCUGUCCACGAGGCAACCGAGUGGUGUAAGGGGGAGCUGGGUUUGGCAGUGUCUCAGAUGGAAUCUAACUUGGCCAAACUUCUUGUACUUAAGAGAGAGGAAGAAGAAAAGCUCCAAAACCAUCAGGCAGUUAUGCUGAGCCUGGAUGACCACAUCUCCACUGAAUUCAGGCAGCUCCACCACUUCCUCAAUGUCCAGGAGAAAGUGUGCAAGUCAAGGUUGGCAGAGGAAGGAGGUGCCCUGCUCCAAGAGACAAAGGAGAGGCUGAGGCUGUUGCGGGAGGCUUGCCGCAGUUGUCAGGAGCUGCUGUUGGAAGCCCAGGAUCAUCUGGAACUACAAGACUCUUCAGAUUUCCUAACAGGCAUACACUCUCUCCUAAACAGGGUGAAGCAGCAGCAAACCACUCCAGCGUUUCCUGUUGUGUCACCGACAUUAAAGGUCCUUGGAUCAUCCAAAGGACCUUUGCAAUAUGUUGCCUGGAAGGAAAUGAAAUCUGCUCUCAAUAUAGAUUUCCCCCUGAUAACCUUGGAUCCUGAAACAGCUCAUCCUUGUCUCGUCCUUUCGGAGGAUUGCACCUCUGUCCGCGACGGCCAUGUGCGCCGGGAUAUCCCUGACACUCCUCUGCGGUUCAACUACUGUGUAGCAGUCUUGGGUUGCAGAGGUUUCUGCUCUGGAAAACAUUACUGGGAGGUGGAAGUUGGCAACAAGCCCUCUUGGACUUUAGGCCUGGUCAGCAUCUCCAUCAACCGCAAGGGGAAAAUCUCUGCCUCCCCCAGCAAUGGAUUCUGGGUGAUCCGGUUUAGGAAUGGGGUAGAGUUAAUGGCAAAGGACACUCCACCUCAAAGGCUGUGCUUCAGCUCCUUUCCCAAAAGAGUUGGUGUUUAUCUGGACUAUGUCGAAAAGGCUCCUGCUGCUGCCUUCCAGAUGCCAGGAACAAAGGAGAAAGCAUGUGACUCUAAAGUUUUGGAGGAAGAGGAGACACCGGGAGUCACAUGUGCAAGUGAUGGUGAAAUGGCAGAGCACUUGAAGGAACAGGAGGAGGAAGAAGAGGAGGAAAUGGAGGCCUUAUAUAUCGAACCCCAAAACCAUCUUGGGAAAGUGGGCUUGCCAUCAGCCACUGCAGCACCUCCACUCCGUGGGAAGGGAGAGCGUCCGUAUCCCUGCAGCGAGUGUGGAAAGGCCUUCAGUCAGUGGUCCAAGCUGGUGCGCCACAGGCGUAUCCACACAGGGGAGCGGCCCAACACCUGCACUGACUGCGGCAAGUCUUUUACACAGAGCUCCCACCUGGUCCAGCACCGGCGGACCCAUACAGGGGAGAAGCCCUACGUCUGUGGUGACUGUGGCAAGGCCUUUUCCUGGAGCUCCAACUUGGCUCAGCACCAGCGCACUCAUACGGGGGAGAAGCCCUACGUCUGCCGGGAGUGCGGCAAGGCCUUCUCCCAGAGCACCAACCUCAUCAAGCACCAGCGUAGCCACACCGGCGAGAAGCCCUACCGCUGCCCAGAGUGCCCCAAAAGCUUCUACCGUUCCUCUGACCUCAUCCAGCACCAGAUCACUCACACAGGCGAGCGCCCUUUCAAGUGCGAUGAGUGCGGGAAGGGCUUCACCCAGAGCGCUAACUUGGUCAAGCACCAGAAGAUCCAUGCUGGGGAGAAGCCCUUCCGGUGCAACGAUUGUGGCAAGACCUUCAUCCAAAGCUCUGAGCUCAUCCAGCACCAGCGCACCCACUCAGGAGAGAAGCCCUAUCAGUGCCAGGAGUGUGGCAAACGCUUUGGUCAUGGGGCCACCCUAGUCAAGCACCAGCGGCUCCACAUGGGGGUGGAGCCUUACCGCUGCGACGACUGUGGCAAGACCUUUGGACUCAGCUCGGCCCUGGAGCGCCACCGGAGGUGCCACAGCGAGAGUCGCCCGUACGCUUGCACUGAGUGUGGUCAAAGCUUCUCUUUGGCCUCCAACCUCACCCUCCAUUCCCGCAUCCACCGGGGUGAGAAGCCCUACCGAUGCGCCGACUGUGGCAAGUGCUUUGGCAUGAGCUCCACCCUCAUCCGCCACCAGCGCAUCCACACGGGCGAGAAGCCAUAUGCAUGCCUUGACUGUGGCAAGGCCUUUGUCCGCAGCUCGCACCUCACCCAGCACCGCCGGACGCACACCGGAGAGCGGCCAUACCACUGUGAGGAAUGUGGCCGCCGCUUCUCCCAGAGCUCCAACCUCAUUACCCACCAGCGCAUCCACAUGGAGGAACGACCUCACGUCUGCCAUGGCUGCGGGCAGCGGUUUGCGCAGGAGGAGGAACUGAAGUGCCACCAGAAGGAGGAGAAGGGAAAGUGCAGCAUGGACAGGGGAGACUCUAAAGAGCUAGCAGGUGACACAUGUGGGAAGAGUGGCAAGGAUGACCAUGCGGUGGCACUUUGUCGGGAGGGCAGUGUGUUCAGUUCUGUAUGUGGGUUGGACUGCAAAGAUGCUGCUGAACUGGAGCAGCAUCAAGAGAGCCAUGCAUCCCACUUGUGUAACCUUUGUGGGAAGAACUUUCAAGACCGCGCAGGUUUAGUGCACCAUCGAGAAAGUCAUACAUCUUAUAUCUGUACCGAAUGUGGGAGAACCUUUAGUGAUGCACACGCCUUGGUCUGCCAUCAAGAGACUCACGAAUCAUGGAUUUGUGGCAUAUGUGGGCAGAACUGCAAGGAUAGGUUGGCUUUGGUGCACCAUGAAGAGACCCAUUCCCUGCCCAUCCGUGGGGCAAUUGGAGGGCGUUUAGUCAAGAGCAAGGUCCAUACAUUGCACAACAAGAGAGGGGGGUGCUUUAAGGAGAAUCCAAAGCUUACGUUUGACCAGAAAUCUGUGGACCUUACACAAAGCAAGUCCCAGGAAAGCGUUGCAGCUGGAGCUUUCCUGGUGCAGCAUCAGGAAACACAAGAAGCUUGGACUUGUCUGGAAUGUGGAGAGAACUGCCAGGAUAACUUGGCACUGGUGGAUCACUACCGGAGCCAUGGGAGAUCUCACUCAUGUUCCAAAUGCCGUCUGUCUUUCAGUAAACACACAACUCUGUGCCACCACCAACUCAGCCAUUUGAAGGGAAAGUUGUACAAAUGCUCUGGGUGUGAUCAGAGCUUUGGGGACAUCCUGGAUUUCACUCAACACCAGAAAGAACACACUGGCAAGGAAGUACACCAGCGUGCCAAGUGCAGGCAAGCCCUUGUGGACACCACAACCCCUAAGCUCCAAAGAAACAGCCACAAAGGGGAGAAAGCAGAUGAAUGUCUUGAACCUGAACACUCUUUUAACACUGACUCAGAUUUUGCCUUGAGCCAGAAGAAUCACACAGGGAAAUUAAGCCCAGGAAUCUUGCCCAGUGAUGAACCCUCCACUGAAAAUUCACUUCCUAGUUCUCAUCAGAUCAAUUCACUGGAAGGCCAGCCAUUUCAGAGUCACUCAAGUUUUACUACACACAAAGGAAUCCCCCCAGAAGACAAAGAGUCUUCAGGUGGACCUCAUGAGGACAGCUUUGUUCUUACAUCCCAACAGGGAGCUCACCAGGGGGACAAGGAAGAAAUCUCCCCUGCCACUCCCCCACCUAAAAGAUCCCCUGCUCCGGUUUCCACUGAAAUGGCUGCCCUCUUCCAGCAUCCCAGCCCCAAGCCCUACAAGUGUCACAACUGCGAGUGGAGCUUUGUGGAUGCCGCUGGCUUGUCUCAACAUCAAAUCGACCACACGAAGGAAGGGCUGCUGAAAGGUCCUGAGUGUGGGAAAGACUUCCCAGAAAGGCUGGCUUUGAUCUGCCCCCAGACAGAACACGCGGCAGAGAAAGCCAAGGCCAAUCAGCCGGCCCUGCCGACAAAAAGCAAUUGCAGCAAGGAGAGGGACCAGGGGAGUUCUCUGGAAUUUGGGGAGAGUUUCACAGAGAUCUCAGCCAUCCUUUUGCAGAGGGGGGAACACACUUACAAAAGGGGCAGUAGGCAGCAGCUGAAGAAACAUAGGCCAGGCUCAGGAGAUGCGCUGGAGCCCUACUUCCACCUUGGUUUGGACAAAAAAUCCAGCACGGGUGGCGGGUUGUCUCAGCGCCAUGUACAGCAGGACAAAGGGAAAUACUUUGCAUUUUCUGAUCCUACAAAGAUCUCUAGGAAUAGCUCAAUAUUGUUACAGCAUCUCCAGAACCACACGGCAGAGAAACAGUGACACCCAGAAAAUGUGGAAUAUGUGUCAGUUCCGGAGAGGUAGUGGGUUUGGCCCAUGACUUUUUCCUCUUCCCCCGCUGCUCAGGGUGUGUUAAGUUUGGGGGCAGAUAGAUGGAGCUUUUAGGCCUGCCAAGUCUGGAGAUAUAGAGGAGAUAUUGACAGACAUUGUCGUUAGAUUGGGGAGUGCAGAUGGACAGAUUGAAGCAGAAUGUGUAGCAAACAGUGCAGAAUGAGAAACCCUUGCUCUCUUUACCAGCAAAACAUAGUGUAUGCCACUCUGUCCAGGAUAACCUUUUGUUUUUUUUUCUGAUUUCUUCCCACAUUUUCUUCCUCUCCUGGCCCAAAACAUCCCUUAAGGUACUGUGUGAAUCUCUUGUAUUGUAAAAUGAAGAGGAGGUAUGCUUGUACAGGAUAUGAUUUAUAUUACACUGAGGUGGGCUAGUGUACUUGUAUUUGAAAAGACAUAUGAGAAGAAGGGGAAGCUUCCGAAAUCUCUCUCCCUUCAGUCACUGCAUGUUAGAACAUUUUCCAUGAACGGUAUCCACCCUGGGCAUAUUUUUAGAAGGAUGAAAUGGCUGCUUUUGCCACUUUUCUGUGUCUGGGAGAUAGAAAAUGAAUGUGAAUGGAUAGAUCUACUUGGCAAUUUUAAAACAGUUUUCUAAGCCUCCAAACACUCAAAUAUAUUUCUGACCUCCUCUCUUUUACUCUUUCUUUGGUUCUAAUUAGAUUUUUUUUAAAUGUAUUCCCUAUCCUAGUACAGGUUGAGCAGCCCUUAUCUGGAAAUCUGAAAUGCUCCAAAGUCGAAAACUUCUUGCCUGUUGCCUUUGAGUGGCGGUUCCCUCUUGUUGGUACACAAAGUAGAAGCGGGACUGGUGGGCUUUCCAGAAAUCUCCUAUAUACAGUAGCAUUGUGUAUAUAUUUUUUUCUUGAAUAUAAGGUCCCUUAUAUCCUCGGUCUCUCAGAUCUUCAUUCUUUACCUAGCCUUGUGUCUCCUACACAACACAAGUAGCAAAUGAAUGAGACUGAGGCCAGAGAGAGAUGUAAGGAUUUGUAAAAUGCCGAAGGCUUUCACAGCCAGAAUCACUGAGAUGUGUGGUUUUAAGGCUGGAAACCACAAACCACCAUACAGCCCAGAAACCACACAACACUCCAGAUCUGAAAUGAUGGGAGGCAUGGAUUUAUGCCAGGCACUAUACUUGGAUUCCCACCAUUUUAACAAAUAUUCCAAAAUUCAGGGGAAAAAAUCUGAAAUCCAAAAAACACUUCCGAGGUUCCAAGAAUUUCAGAUAAGGGAUGCUCAACAUGUAUAGUUUUAUUUAAAGAGCCAUUCAUUACCAACAUCUACCUCACCUCUCCAAACUGGGUCAUGUCAGGCACUUUUUACACAAAAUAAUCCUGACAGAAAGCAACACAGCCUGUUUCCCAGUGGAACUUCAUGGCAUAGUCUUCAUAAUAGGUUCUUAACUUGUCAUGUGAAAAAGAUUUUCUACAUCUUAAAAAUUAUCUUUGUAGUUGUGAAUCUUUCUUCACCCCCAACCUCCAAUUUGAGUUGGGGGGGGGGGAGGAUAUCUGUGUUGCUGUUCCAGCUUUGUAGUCAAACUUCUUUUCAGUGUUAGUAUCUACCUCAUUCUCUUUGUCUGGAUUGUUUCUCUAUCAUGGGAAACACUCACACAUACAUACACAUAUAAUAAAUCAGUACAGGUUGAGUAUCCCUUAUCCUAAAUGCUUGGGAUUGGAAGUGCUUUAUAUUUUGGAUCCCUCCCAAUUUUGGAACACUUGCAUAUGCAUAAUGCGAUAUCUCAGAGAUGGGAUUCAUGUCUAAACACAACGUUCAUUGAUUUUUAAUUUAUAACUUACGUGACUUGACGGAGAACAGAAGAGAAGGUUGAGAAGAGACAUGAUGGCCAUGUUUGAAUAUUUGAAAGGAUGUCAUGAGGAAGAAGGAACAGGCUUGUUUUCUGCUGCCCUGGAGACUAGUAUUCUGAGCAAUGGGUUCAAAUUAUAGAAAAGGCGAUUCCACCUGAACAUGAAGAACUUCCUGAUUGUAAGAGCUGUUCAAGUGUGGAACUCAUUGACUCGGAGUCUAGUGGAAGCUCCUUUGUGGGCUUUUAAACACACUAGAUGGCCACCUCUCAGGGAUUCUUUGAUUGUGCUUUUCCUACAUGGCCCAUGUGGUCUCUUCCAACUCUACGAUUCUAUGACUCAUAAGAAGUACAUAUAAAAUUCACAAGGGAAUCGCCGAGAAGUGGGAAUCCCUGGCUCUUGAAUGUUCUAACUGGAAGUCAGCUGUUACCAACAGUGCUAUGGAUUUUGAAGAGGCACAAAUACAGGGCAAAGGGGAGAAACAUGCCGAGAAGAAGGUGCCUUAAGCAAACCCUUGUUGGGACCACUAUCCACUUGGAAACCUAUGUCCUCAUUGUGAAAGACAAUGUGGAUCCAGAAUAUGUCCCUACAGGCACUUAUGGACUUACUGCCAAGACUACCUUUGGAAGGCAAUCCUACUUGGCCAUGAAAGAUCAUCUAUAGCAGGCAUGGACAAACUUGGGCCCUCCAAGUGUUUUGGACUUCAACUUUCACAAUUCCUAACAGCCAGUAGGCUGUUAGGAAUUGUGGGAGUUGAAGUCCAAAACACCUGGAGGGCCCAAGUUUGCUCAUGCCGAUCUACAGCAUAGUAGGACACAUUAUAGCCUGAAGGCAAUGUUAUACACAAUAUGUUAAAUAUAGUGUCCAUAAAACAAAGUUUGGACACAUCAAUCCAUUAGAAAGCAAAGGUCCCACUAUCUCAGCAACACACAUGAACGAUUCUGGGGAAUAUUUUGGAUAAAGGUUUUCAACCUGUACUUCUCUUUUGUAUUUUUUUCACUGUUCUUCCUUCCUUUCAACCUUGUUACACUAAUAUUAUUUUUAGGGCUGGGUUUCUGCCCUUUUAUAUAAAAACCAUGUGAUCCUAUGCAUCUUUACUCAGAGGUCAGCCCCAUUGUGUUGGAAGGGGAUUACUCCUAAGUAUUUGAACAUAGCAUUGCUGCCUUAAGCGCUUGUCUUUGGUAACUCAGGGCUAACCUCUUAUUUCCUUGGUGUGUCCCCCAUCCGACCUUCUGCGAGAAGAACAAAAGGAAAAUUUCUCCUGUAGAAUCCAAAAUAUUACUGUGUAGGAUCUCUCCAUACAUUUGUGUCUGUGUUUUUCCCCUCCCAGGGGUCAAAUUUAUAGUGGUAGUAAAUAAAGAAAUUACCUCGGAUAAUGUCUGCUCGAUGGUUUGAUUCUGCAUUUCCCCCUGUAAUUCUAGGAAUGUAUACAAACGGAGACUAAUAAGAAAGCAAAACUGGUUUAUGCAAA